AUGUGGCGAUCCCCUGGCCACCAGCCGAUCGAGCUGGAGGAUGGGUGGAAGUUGAUGCAGGAUGGGAUUCAUAAGCUGGUGGGAAUCCUGGAGCGCGAGAGGACCGACCAGUUCAACGCGGAGGAGUACAUGAACCUGUACACAGUCAUUUACAACAUGUGCACCCAGAAGCCACCCUAUGACUAUUCAGAGGAACUAUACAAGCGGUAUCGUGAGUCUUUCGUUCACUACAUAAGGGAUCGGGUAAUUGAUAUGUUUGAGGAUCGGCAUGACGAGUUUUUGCUGAAGGAGCUGUACCAGAGAUGGGACAACCACAAGGUGAUGGUCCGGUGGUUGUCACGCUUCUUUAACUACUUGGACAGGUACUACGUCGGCCGACACUCUGUGGACAACCUGAAGACAGUGGGGGACUUGACAUUCAAGGAUCUUGUCUACACUGUGCUCAAAGGCAGGGCUCGGCAGGCAGUACUGGACCUUAUCCACCGGGAGCGUGAGGGAGAGUCGAUCGACAGGACGCUGAUAAAGAACAUCCUGGACAUCUACAUCACCAUGGGCAUGAACUCGAUGGAAUGCUAUGAGGGUGACUUUGAAGUCCAGCUGUUGAACACGACAGCUGAGUACUACAGUGGCAAGGCAGUGAAGUGGAUACAGGAAGAUUCGUGCCCCGAAUACAUGAUAAAGGCGGAAGAGUGCCUCAGGCAGGAGGAGGAGCGGGUGAACAACUACCUGCAUCAGACCAGCAAGUCCAAACUGCUGAAGCAAGUGGAGACAGAGCUGUUGGCAGAGCACCGGCAAGCCCUGCUGGAAAAGGAGAACUCAGGGUGUAGGUCACUGCUAAGGGAUGACAAGACUGAUGACUUAGCGCGCAUGUUCCGUUUGUUCAACCGUAUCCCCAAUGGGUUGGAGCCUGUGGCCGCGAUGUUCAAAAGCCACGUUGAGGGGGAGGGCAUGAAACUUGUGAGGGACGUCACCUUCGCUGUGGAGGAGAAAAAGGGCAAGGAGUCAGGACGGCCUUCACGCGAUACAGGGACCAGCCACGAACAGAAAUUUGUGAGGGAUGUGAUCGAGCUUCACGACAAGUACAUGCAGUAUGUGACCACAUGCUUCUCGAACAGCCCCUUGUUCCAUCGGGCACUGAAGGAUGCAUUCGAGUCCUUCUGCAAUAAAAACGUGGCAGGCAGCUCCUCUGCUGAGCUUUUUGCAAAUUUCUGUGACAACCUUCUGAAGAAGGGUGGAAGUGAGAAGCUGUCUGACGAGGCCAUUGAGGAGACCCUGGAAAAGGUUGUGAAGCUCCUGGCAUACAUCAGCGAAAAGGACCUGUAUGCUGAGUUUUACAGGAAGAAACUCGCACGGCGACUGCUGUUCGACAAGAGUGCCAGCGAUGAGCAUGAGCAGACGAUCUUGUCACGAUUAAAGCAGCAGUGUGGGGCGCAGUUCACUUCCAAGAUGGAAGGAAUGGUGACAGACCUGCAGUUAGCACGAGAGAAGCAGCGUGAGUUUGAGGAGUGGGUUGGCGAGCGUGACAAGCAGAUUGGCAUAGAGAUGGGUGUCCAGGUGCUAACCACUGGCUUUUGGCCGACCUACAAAGCCACAGAUUUGGUACUGCCAGAAGAAAUGGCCGAGGGUGUGCGUGUCUUCAAGGAGUUCUAUGAAGACACAACGAAGCACAGGCGGUUGAGCUGGAUAUACACACUUGGCACAUGCCUGAUAAAGGCAAAUUUUGAUACUCGGGUGUCAGAGCUGACGCUGUCCACGCUGCAGGCAGCUGUGCUCCUUGCGUUCAACAAUGGGGAGGAGCUAACCUACAAGGAAAUCAAAGACCGGCUGAACCUCCAGGAUGACGAUGUUGCUCGAUGCUUGCAUUCUUUGGCAUGCGCAAAGUAUAAGAUACUCAUAAAGGAGCCCGAUGACAAGAAGAUUAACAAAUCAGACAAAUUUCAGGUCAACAUCAAGUUCACAGACAGGAUGAAGAGGAUAAAGGUGCCACUGCCACCUGUGGAUGAAAAGCGAAAAGUCAUCGAGGACGUGGACAAGGAUCGGCGCUAUGCAAUCGACGCCGCUGUUGUGCGCACGAUGAAGUCGAGGAAGCGCAUGCAACACCAGCAGCUGGUGCUGGAAGUUUGCCAGCAGCUUCAGCGCAUGUUCAAGCCGGACAUACGCCUCAUCAAGAAGCGCAUCGAGGACCUCAUUGCACGCGAGUACCUGGAGCGCGACCAGGACAACAAGAACAUCUACAACUACCUGGCAUGA
Messenger RNA from Ostreobium quekettii, 2250 nucleotides. NCBI's taxonomy places the organism in Eukaryota, Viridiplantae, Chlorophyta, Ulvophyceae, Bryopsidales, Ostreobiaceae. The record is from the annotation of a GenBank genome assembly.